Hemiscyllium ocellatum (epaulette shark) is the source of this 1340-nucleotide messenger RNA. RefSeq lists its product as uncharacterized. Bases 3 to 1340 code for a protein of 445 amino acids. The record is from RefSeq and is a predicted model, not a curated record. Lineage: Eukaryota; Metazoa; Chordata; Chondrichthyes; Orectolobiformes; Hemiscylliidae. Gene Ontology annotation, cellular component: mitochondrial membrane. The transcript is spliced from 13 exons.
AGAUGCUGCGGAAAGCAAGUAAAGAGUAUGAUGGUCCAUUUGUCUUUGUGCCUCUUCAUAAGUCUCGCCUCGACUACCUACUGGUUCCCUUUGUCCUUUUCUGCCACAGUAUCAGAGUCCCAUACUUUACUUGUGGGGAAGAUGUCCAACUUCCAUUUCUCAGGCCUCUGCUUCGGAAAUUGGGAGGCAUUUUUACUUCACAUGAUCAUGGAGACCACUUGUUCCAGGUUGUUUUAAAUUCGUACAUCGAGGAACUGUUGAAUGAGCAGCAGAGCCUGGCAGUUUACCUGAAAAGUCCUGUUUCAUGUCCUGUGCUUUCAAGUCUCUCAGGAUUAGUGUGGUUGGCUCAGGUGUUUGAUGCCUUUCAGAACUGUUUAAUAACAGAUGCAGUUCUCAUACCUGUGGGUGUAGCUUAUGAUCGCAUCGUAGAGGAAAACUACUUGGAACGAAUGAGACCUGGAAAGACUAGUAUUUUUGCAGCAGUUCGUUGGGUGCUUAGAUUCCUACAAAAGAACUAUGGCUGCAUCCGGGUGGAUUUUGGACAGCCAGUUUCUCUUAAGAUAAGGGACAUUCAAGUGUAUGUGCAGGAUCAUCAUUCCAAGAGGGAGAUAGCGAUUGGCUGCUUCUUGCUCCUCGGCAGUUAUGUCCACCACCAUCUUGGCCUGCCUUCUGUUUCACAAACAUCAACAGCCUGUGCUUUAAAUUCACUUCUAAGGGAAGUGGCUAAAUACAUGGUGGACUGGGACUCCGAUGCUGAGGUUGCAAUCAGCCAAGAGGAACUUAUCUGUAAAACUGUUCAGCUGUGUCAGUUACUCUCCAGUGAGACACUGCUUCUACCACCCUGCCAGUCAGUGUACCAGUUUUCACAGGAAGCAGUGGACAAACUGAUGUAUUGCGAGAUUCUUCUCAUGGAGGAGAAUGAGAACAAACAGCCAGCCUGUGACACAUGGCAGAAACGGUUUGGGAAGGAGAUGACAUGGAAGGUGAUGGAUGAUUUUGAUGACUCUGAGAGUGACACUGAUGAAACAGUCUGGACCUGUUAUUUUAAGCUUGGCCAAACCCAGGAAAGCCACACAUUUUUCCUUUUUCUCUGUAGCUUGCUGCAGCCUGUAUUGAAAGUGUAUGAAACAGCAGCAGGUUUGCUGCACAAAUUGGACUUUCCAAUAGAAGGAAGUGCCACAGUCAGCAUUGUAAACAGCACUAUUAAGAUCUUCAGGGAAUUGGGGGUUUUCAAAGAGGAGCCAGGAACAAAGGGACCCUUACUGAAACUCAGCAACACUUUCCAGCAACCUGAUAAUUUACUGAAGCUCCAGCAGUACAUUCAACAAUUCUGUGCUUAA